CUGCUAAAUUGCAGCAUGGAAGAAGAUCACAGGAUAAAUUGGAUAAAACAUGUCAUAUCAAACGUUCUGGGUGUUUUUGAUGCAAAGUUCGUUAAUCCUUUAAUAGAAGAAAACUAUAAGAAAUUUUGCAAUUUUGUCAAUACUAAAGUUCCCGAAUCUGAACAUAAAUUUGAUGCUAUCGUUGUUUUUGUAUGGAGAACGUUUUACGAUAAACUUGUGGAAGAAGAAGUUACUGUACUCGAAGAAGUUUUUCCUCCUCCAGUCGUUGAAACGGAUAAGAAGGACAAAAAGUCUAAGAAAAAAGAUUUAAAAGGAAAAGCAAAACCAUCUGCUAGGGAUGUUACGGAAACAAAAACUGAUCCAGAAAGUGGAAAAAGUUCCAUUCCAUCAGCAAAAAAAGCAACAAAGUCCAAAAAGAAAAGUAAAAAGGCAAAAGUACGAGAUACUCCUCCUGAACCUGUUUACGUUGAAGUUAAGAAAAUAAUUCAAAGUUUCGUAAAAACGCCUAUACUACACUGUCACUUUGGAAGCAUCAAUGCUACUCAUUUAGAUACCUCCAUGAAGUAUAUUUAUAUAAUACGGAACUGUAUAGAUCCAAUUAAUAAAUAUGACGACCGUGAAGAUUGCUUUAUGAACAUGCCACAACACUUUUAUUGUGGAUCAUUGAAGGGAAGCUUAAUUGAAAACUUAAAAAUGGAUUUGGAUAAGGUUUACGACAAAGUCAUUAAAUAUCAUUUUCAAGAACCUGUGACGGUAACGUCAAGCCAACCAUUAUCGAUGGUUACGCAAGAUGAUACAUACACUAAUAAAACCAAAACCAUGGGACUGUUAGAUUUAGCAAAGCCAUCUGAGUUAAGAGCAUUAGCUGUAAUGAAACAACGAAAGAAAAUUGAAAAGCUUAAAAAAAAUCAGGAAGUAUUGAAGGAAAAUGAGGAAAAAAACGAUGACGAAGAAGAAAAUAUAGAAGAUAACACUACUGCAGUUGAAUCAGAAAGGUCAUCGGAAAUCUCAGGGCCAGUUGUCGAAAAAUUGUCAAUCUCUGAACGUUGGGAAAAUCUUCUUGCUAUUACACAUACGAAAGCUUUCGAACAUCACAAAGAGAAGAAAAGUGCGCACAAAAGAAAGUCCUUAUAUAUUUCUAAUCUGCUCAAUUGGGUGCAUGAAUUGUUUUCGGAAGUGAACUGGACUAUCGACCACAUUGUUUGGUCUUUCGAUCUCCCAACAGCUUACAAUGCACCUGGACAAGAAGACAUCGAAUUCGAGGAAUCAAAAAAGAAAAUUACAGUAGAUACACAGAAUGUGCUGUUAAGUUCAUUAACUCAAAAUCAGCUGGAAGAUAUAGUACAUGGUUGGAUGUAUCAUGUUAAAAAACAGCUUAAGGAGCUUAAGGAAAAGCAACUUGAAGAAUUCACUCCAAUGGCCGAAUAUAAACUUUGGUAUCUGAGAGAAAUGGAAACUUAUUCUAUUUUAGAAGAGUUAAAAACUGAUUUUGUUUUAUCGGUGUUAAAUAUUCUUGAAGCGAAUAAUUCACCAACUAUUAAGAUUUGGAAAGAAUUCAUUGCGGAUAUGGAAACAUAUUUUAAGUUAGCAAAAGAAAACUCUGAUUACCUUUCAACUAUAAAGGAUUAUCUUGAAAAAAUUCGUUCCUAUAGUAAUUUCAAGUUUAUGACGCUUCUCCUGCCCGACUUAAUGGUGGGACUUAAUCAUAUUUGGACUAUGUCAAGUUAUUAUAGCCUGGAUGAAAAUAUGCAAAUACUUUUGAAUCAAAUCUCAAACGUGUUUACAGAAAAGAUUAAAAACAUUGUUGCUCUUGAUGAAUUAUUCAAAAACCCAGCCAAAAUAACCUACGAGACAGCAAGAAAUUGUUCUAGUUUUCUAUUCAGUUGGAAAAGUUCCUACAUGGCAACACGUGCAAAAAUUGAAAAUUCAGGUGUGGGAUCACGGUGGGAAUUUGAUAAAAAAAUUCUGUUUAAUGAAGUUGAUCACAUAAGUCGAAUAAGUCAGGAUAUUGCAUACAUUGCAAAAGUUUUUGUGCAAUUUGAAAACCUUUUUGGUUAUCGAUUGAAAUCAAUCCUCAUCGAUCCAUCAAUUGUUGAUACAAUUAUGGAAAAAUUGUACUGUGUUUUAGGAGACAUUAUGCGAAUAGAUUAUGACAUAUUUCGUCCGGCAAACUGGGAAAAUUGGGACGACACAUUUGAUGGUUUUAAUCGAAAAGUUAUGAAUAUUGAAUCUGAAGCGAUAGCCGUGAUAGAUCAUUGCAUUUCUUCAUUAAGAUCUUCAUACUUAGGUCUUGCAUUAAUCAAUGACAUUCAUGAAAUUAAUACAAGGGAGAUAUUAACUGAAUAUAUAUCUGAAAAACACGAAAACAUCCUUCGGUUUUUUCUUACCGAAAUAAAUACUAUUCAAAAUGAGUUUACGAGAAAUAAAAAAAAACCUCCACUUGGUAAGUAUCAGCCAGCAAGUAUCGCAACUAUUCGCUGGGCUCGUUUACUGAACAUUAAAUUGAAGAUAUCAAUUUUGGCUUUCAAGGAGAUUGAAAAUGCUCCAAUUCUUAAGAACAGUUACUUAAAGCGAAGUACUUUUAAACAGUACUAUGAACUCGUUAACCAGAUGUUUUUAUUCGAACAAGAUAUUUACGACACUUAUACUCAGAAAACAACUUACAAUGUGAAUUCUGUAAUGCGGAAUAACAUUCUUCUAAUAGAAAUUUUUAAUGCUGAAACUGUGAAAGCUAUUGCACGUUCGGCUAAAGUAGCAUCAACUCGAAAAGUCGACGUAAAUAAAGACCAAGUAAAAGCUCUAUCGCCUAAAACUGUAUCUAUGAGGAAAAUAACAAAAUUUACUAUAAUUGCGACUUUGGUUCAAUGGCUUGUGAGUCGACCACAACAAAUCGAUGCUUUACUACCAAAAGCAAAGAAUUAUUUAAAAAUGAUGCAAACAAAAAAGGUGCUAAAACAACAUGAGAAAUUUUUAAUGAAGCAAUGUGAAUUAAUUGUUCGGGCAAAUAGUCAGGAAUAUAUACCAACAUGGAAAGAAAUGGUUGGUAAUCAGGUAUUAAUUGAACUUGAAAUGCAAUUUAAAGUUAAUAUUCCGAAAGAUAUCUUUAAUAUAUUGUAUGAAGGCCAAGAAUUCGAGCAUCUGGGAUUUCAACUGCCAAAGGCAAUUCGAACAGUUAUCAUGAGAAAAAAUUUAAUUUUUACUGAUUUUGAAGGCAUUGAAGGUGUUAUUAGUCAAUAUAACUAUGUUAUAAGAACACUUUCACCCUCAGAGGUUGAUUUUCUACGGGACCAUCUGCAUGAAAUUGAAGUAAUAAUACAAGCUGGAGUAAGCCGUUAUACUUGGCAAUCUUUUAACAUCCAAAAAUUUUCUGCAAAUAUUAAAAUUCUUCUAAGAAAACUGGUAUCGAUUGUGUCCCAAAUAAAUAACAUUCGUUUAGAAAUUAAAUCUCGCAUUGGUAAAAUGGAGAAUUUUAAUUUAUUUAAACUCGUUGAAUCAAAUGAAAACACCUCAAGUGGAUUAUUUAAUCAUGAACUUUUAAAACCAAGUCAAAUAGUAGACAAUGAAGUUAAGAACAGGGAAAAGAUUCAUUCGUGGGAAGAAUAUUUGAGAAGAUUAAGAGAAUCACGAAAUGAAAAAAAUGCUCAGAUGAGAAAAAUUAUCGACUCUCUUGGUCCAGUGUUAAUAAAAUUGGAAAGCCUUGUUUUGGGAACAUUUACUGGGCGUUCCGAAAAAAUGAAAGAAUAUUAUGUGUAUUGGGAAAAGGAAACUUUUGACUCUAUUUUAAGGUACACCCAUAAAAACUUUGAAGUAUUUUUGAAUUCUCUUUUGGGAAAUGUUCCCACUUUUGAAAUCCAGGGACUUCUUUUGAUGCCCGAAAUUGCUCUCCACCCAAGUGCUUCAGAACUUCAAAAUAUUUUCGUUGAAUCAGCAAAAAACUUCCUAAAAGGAAUAAGAGUUCUUAAACGAUGGAUGAGUGGGACUUGCAUUUCAUGUCCACCCGUAGAAAGUAUGGGACGAAAUUAUGUAUUCACAUUUUAUGAAGACGUUCUCAAAGAAGAGGAAGUUGUGGCCUUGACGAGAAAUAUUCAAAGCUUGGCAAACAGAGUGGUUGAUGAGGCUCAAAUAUAUGUACGCAGAUUUAAAAAGUUCUACGGAUUAUGGUCAUUUGAUAAGGCUGCAAUAAGUGAAAGAUUUGUUAACUCUGGAGUACCCUUAGUGCAAUUCGAUGAAAAGUUUACCUUCUUCGCAAAAGUUAUCGACGAAUUGCGUCAAUCAGAAACAUACUGUGAUGUUCGUUGCAUCCGCAUUAAUGUAAAACCAAUAUUGGAAAGCUUAGGUGAGCUAGCCUUAGAUUGGAAAACUACCUUAGGUGAAAUUUUAGCUACAAAAACACGGAAUAAAAUGAUUGAAUUAAGAAAUGAAAUAAAGAAUCUCCAAAUGAAUUUACAAAAAAGUCCAAAAAAUCUUAAUGAUUUUAAAAUUGUAAUGGCAGCAAUUGGUAAAAUUCAGUCAAAAACAAUAUCAAAUCAACUGGAAAUAACUAAAAUCCAACAAAUUUAUACAAUUUUUAGUGAACACAGUAUAAAGUUCAAUCACAAUGACAUGUUAAUGAUUCAUCAAUUAGAAAAACGAUGGAAAAGAAUAUAUAGAUCUUCCUUGUACCGAUCAUUUAAACUCGGACCUAUUAAACAAAAAUUUGCGGAGAUUGUUUCAAAGGAAAUAAACAUUUUUUUGGAAAAACUGCAAAAUUUUAUCGAAGAUUUUGAUCAGCAUGGACCUGGUUCGGUUGGAGCUGAAUUAGAAAAAGGCUUGAAACUUCUUGAUGUUUAUGGAGUGGAAUUCCAAAAUCUAGAAGAACGCAGGAUUGAGUUGUCGAAUGCAGAAAAACUUUUUGACAUUCCGGUUGUAGAUUACAACAACUUUAUCAGGGCGAAAAGUGAUUUUGAUGGACUGCAAAUUAUUUACAAACUUUAUAGACAACAGAAAAUUGCCCGAGAAACUUGGUCUAAAACUUUAUGGGUUGAUUUAGAUCCACAAAUUUUAAAUGAUGGUAUUGAGAGUUACUUAAAGGAAUUUCGAAAACUGCCAAAAAAGGUACGGGAAUUGAUAAGUGGCCAAAUGCUAGAACUUCAAAUGAAACAGUUUAGAAACUCAGUACCACUCAUGGUGAGUUUGAAAAACGAAGCUUUAAGAGAACGCCAUUGGCGUCUGCUGAUGCAAAAAACCGGUAAAACCUUUGAUAUGUCUGCUGGUACAUUCACUUUGGAAAAUAUGUUCAACAUGCAACUGCAUCAAUACCAAGAAAUUGCCGAAACUAUUCUCAAUAAUGCCUUGAAAGAACUUUCGAUUGAGAAAGGUUUAAAAGAAGUCGAAGAAACUUGGUCGGCUAUGACAUUUACCGUGCACAAACAUUUUAAAGGAAAAGUGGACCGUGGCUAUAUUCUUGGUACAGUUGAAGAAAUAAUGCAAAUUUUGGAUGACAACUCCACAAGUCUCCAAUCAAUGGGUGCUUCACAAUUUAUUGGGCCAUUUCUCCAAAAUGUGAAUAAGUGGGAGCGAAACUUAGCUCUUAUAUACGAAAUUAUUGAUGAAUGGACGAGUGUUCAGCGAAAAUGGCUUUAUCUUGAAGGCAUAUUUCUGGGUGGCGAUAUACGGACCCAAUUACCAGAUGAAGCUAAAAAGUUUGAUGAUAUAGAUAAGCUCUAUCGACGGAUAAUGGUGGAGUGUGCUAAAAACCCACUAGUUAUUCAAGUUUGUAGUAUUGCCGGGCGUUUGUCAGAUUUUCAAACAUUGAACUCCGGAUUAGAAGGCUGCCAAAAAUCCCUUAAUGAGUAUUUGGAACAGAAACGUCGUUUAUUUCCAAGAUUUUAUUUCAUUUCCACGGAUGAACUUUUAUCUAUACUCGGUAGUAGUGAACCUAUGGUAGUACAGGAUCACAUAAUAAAGAUGUUUGACAAUAUUAAAUCUCUGCGAUUUUCAAAAGACUCUAUAGACCUAAAUAUAAUACACGGAAUGAUUUCAAGCGAAGGAGAAAGUAUGGAAUUUCGUAAUAUUGUUAUUGCACAAGGUCGUGUUGAAAUAUGGAUGAAUGAUGUACUCAAGGAAAUGAGGCACACAAAUUGGUUCAUAACAAAAACAGCAAUCGAAGACUAUGGAAGGAAAUCCGAACUCACACGAAAUGAUUGGAUUAUGAAAUACCAGGGAAUGGUAGCAUUAGCUGGCAGUCAGCUCUGGUGGACAACCGAAGUAGAACAAACGUUUGCAGCCAUACAAAAAGGAAACAACCAAGCAAUGAAACAUUUUCUUCAAAUGCAAAAUAAGCAAAUCACAGAAUUGGUUCUUAAAGUAAGAUCAGAACUCUCUCGUAACGAUCGACUUAAAUUCAAAACCAUCACAACUAUUGAUGUCCAUGCUAAAGAUAUAAUCGAGUCAUUUGUGCGGGAUAAUAUUUUGGAUGCCCAAGAAUUUGUAUGGGAGAGUCAAUUACGAUUUUAUUGGUUGAAACAAUUUGAUGACUUAUUCAUUGUUCAAUGCACCGGUCGCUUUAAUUAUGGCUAUGAAUAUAUGGGCCUGAAUGGUCGUUUGGUCAUUACUCCACUUACAGAUAGGAUAUAUUUGACGAUUACUCAAGCACUUGUUAUGAAUAUUGGGGCUGCACCAGCUGGACCAGCUGGUACGGGGAAGACGGAAACUUGCAAGGACUUGGCCAAGGCGAUGGCUUUACUUUGCAUAGUCACUAACUGUGGUGAAGGUAUGGACUUCCGAGCAGUUGGAAGUAUUCUGGCUGGCCUUUGUCAAUGCGGAGCUUGGGGAUGCUUUGACGAGUUUAACCGCAUAGAUAUUUCUGUAUUAAGUGUUAUAUCCACGCAAAUUCAAACAAUUAGAAGUGGUUUAUUAAAAAAAUCUGAAAUGCUUAUGUUUGAAGGUGUUGAAAUUAUACUUGAUGCUAAGGUUGGUGUUUUUAUAACAAUGAAUCCCGGGUACGCUGGACGAACAGAACUUCCAGAAUCUUUAAAAGCGUUGUUCCGACCAGUAACUUGUAUAAAACCGGACCUUGAGUUAAUAUGUUUAAUAUCUUUAUUCUCUGAUGGUUUCUUAACAUCAAAGAUUCUGGCAAAGAAGAUGACUGUUCUCUAUAAACUUGCUGAAGAACAGCUAUCAAAACAAUGCCAUUACGAUUGGGGAUUGCGAUCUUUAAACUCAGUUCUAAGAAUGGCCGGGGUAAUGCAAAGACAGUCUAGUGAUCUACCAGAGUCAGUUGUUCUAAUGCGUGUACUGCGUGACAUGAAUUUUCCCAAAUUUGUAUUUGAAGAUGUGGCUUUGUUUUUAGGUCUUAUUAAGGACUUAUUUCCUGGUAUUGAUUGUCCUCGUGUGGGGUAUCCAGAAUUUAAUACUGCGGUUGAACAUGUUUUAAGAAGCGAUGGCUAUAUUAUACUUUCCGAUCAGGAGGACAAAGUAAUUCAAAUGUAUGAAACCAUGAUGAUGAGGCAUUCAACAAUGAUAGUGGGACCAACAGGAGGUGGUAAGACCGUUGUAAUAAACACUCUGAUAAAGGCACAAUGCUAUCUCGGGCUUCCUACUAAGUGCAUUACCCUUAAUCCAAAGGCGAUUUCUGUUGUUCAACUGUAUGGAUACCUUGACAUGAAUACAAGAGACUGGAUUGAUGGCCUGUUUUCAAAUAUAUUUAGGGAAAUGAAUAAAGCAGCUACUAAAGAAGAAAGACGAUAUGUUUGUUUCGACGGAGAUGUCGAUGCACUUUGGAUUGAGAACAUGAACUCUGUAAUGGAUGAUAACAAGCUUCUAACGUUGGCGAAUGGAGAACGCAUAAGAUUAGAGUCUUAUUGUGCCCUAUUGUUCGAGGUUGGCAAUUUGUCGUAUGCCUCUCCAGCUACAGUAUCUCGUGCAGGAAUGAUUUAUGUAGAUCCGAAAAAUCUUCGAUAUGCUCCCUAUUGGCAAAAAUGGGUACUCACUCGACCAAAUUCCGAGCAUAAUUUUCUGGAAACUAUGUUUGACCAAAUUCUUGUUCCCACCAUGAUGUUUAUAUUUGAGGGAGUUGAUGGCACCCAACAGGGAAAGCCUUUGAAAACAGUUUUACCACAAACUGAACUCAAUAUGAUUGUUCAGUUUUGUAAUGUAUACGAUGCAAUUUUUCCACCGCCUAAAAUAAUUCAGGAUGAGGAUGAACCUUUCGUGGAUUAUGAUGUUAAGACGUUGGAAUGCGGUUUUAUUGAGUGCAUGUAUGAAUCGUUGGGUGCAUGUCUCGUUGUAUAUGAUCGGGAGCGUUUCGAUGAGUUUGUAAAAAGGAAUUCUGGGUUCAUUUUAAUCCAGGAUUCAAAAACAAAACCUGCUUCUGACGGCGAACUUCCAACUGAAAAACAAACUCUUUUUGACUAUUUUUUUGAUUGCGAAACAAAUAAAUGGACUGCAUGGGAAUGGAUAGUGCCGGAGUAUGAUCAUGACCCUAGUAUUAAAUUCAGUGAUAUUCUAGUCCCUACGAUUGAUACGAUGCGAACUAAUAAAAUUUUGAAUCUGAUGAGUAUUAGAAAAAGACCUGUCCUUUUAAUUGGCGGUGCAGGUUCUUCAAAAACGGCAAUUAUACGAAAAUAUUUAAUGGAAUUGGAUACUGCUUCUUAUGUUAUUUUAAAUGCAAAUUUUUCUUCACGAACAACUUCAUUAGAUGUUCAGAGAACAAUUGAAGGAACAGUGGAAAAACGAACAAAAGACACUUAUGGCCCUCCAAUCGGAAAACAGGUUGCUUGUUUCAUUGAUGAUAUGAACAUGCCAAAAGUUGAUGAGUAUGGCACACAACAACCUAUUGCACUUCUUAAACUGCUCUUUGAAUUUGGUGGAAUGUUCGAUCGCGGAAAGGAUUUAAAUUGGAAAAAAUUUAAAGACCUCACAUUUUAUGCAGCUAUGGGAUAUCCAGGUGGUGGACGAAACGAAGUUGAUCCUCGAUUUAUUUCAAUGUUUUCCGUUUUUAACUUGGCUUUUCCAAACGAAGAUUCCUUAAAGCUAAUCUACUCGUCAAUAUUCAAAGGUCAUCUGGUUCAAAAUAAAUUUCCGGAAAAUAUGUAUAAAAUUGCUGAUACCAUCGUUGAAAUAACGUUAUCAUUGUUUAAGAUAACUAUUACGGAACUUCCACCAACUCCUUCAAAGUUUCACUACAUAUUCAAUUUAAGAGAUCUUUCUAGAAUUUUUGGCGGAUUACUACAGAUACACCCGAAUUUUUUUAAACAAGCUCGUGAAAUUGUUCGGGUCUGGCGCAACGAGUUUUCAAGAUCAAUUUGUGAUAGAUUGAUUUCCGAAACGGACAUCAACUUAAUGAAAAAGCACAUGGAAACAGAAGUAGUUAAAAUUUUUACGCCAACAUUUGAAAUAGACGAAGAAUUUGUCUCUCCAAAAACACGCACCACAGAAGAUGUAUAUGAUUCUAACAUGGAGGCUGGUGAAGAAAUUAUGCCGAUGGCUGAAUAUAUUCUCCGAGAUCCAUUACUCUUUGGUGAUUUCCGCAAUACGUUAAAUGAAGCUGAACCUAGACAUUAUGAAGAUCUUCUGGAUUAUAAAGCAAUUUUUUUCUUAUUUCAAGAGAUAAUUGAAGAAUACGGUGAGCGAAGGGGAAAACUAAACAUAGUUUUAUUUGAAGACUGUCUUGAACACUUGACUCGUGUUCAUCGAAAUUUACGAAUAUAUCGUGGUCAUGUCUUGUUGGUUGGUGUCGGUGGGAGUGGAAAGAAAAGUAUUACCAAAUUAGCAUCUUUUGCAGCAGAUUGUGAGGUGUAUGAAAUAACUAUUGAUCGUGGUUACAAUGAAACUUCUUUUCGUGAAGACCUCAAACAACUCUAUUCCAUUUCUGGAGCAGAAGGAAAAAAAGUUGUUUUUAUUUUGUCUGCGGCACAGAUUGUAGAGGAAGGUUUCCUUGAAUUGAUAAACAACAUUCUUACCACUGGAGUUGUAUCAGCACUAUUUGCAGAUGACGAAAGAGACGCAAUAAUAGACAGUUGUCAGUCAAAUGCAGUUGAAGCUGGUUACGGAAAUGCAAGAGAUUCGGUGUGGGCCUAUUUCGUGAAUAGGAGCAAUGAAAAUCUUCACGUUGUGUUAUGUAUGUCUCCAACUGGGGAAUCUCUUAGAAAUCGAUGCAGAAAUUUUCCAGGAUUGAUUGGCAAUACAGCAAUUGAUUGGAUAUUUCCUUGGCCGAAAAAGGCACUUUUUGCCGUAGCCGAACUAUUUCUUACAGAACAUCCCAUGAUACCUGAAUCUCAUCGUGAAAAAAUUAUAGGUCACGUAGUACAUGUUCAUGGAUCAAUGGAUUUCUAUUCUGUAGAAUACAAGGAAAAACUACGCCGAAGAAACUUUGUUACUCCGAAGCAUUAUUUAGACUUUAUAAGUACUUACUUAAGACUCCUAGAACAAGAAAACAACUUAAUUAAAACCCAAAGCAAUCGUCUACGAGAAGGAGUUUUGAAAAUUGAUGAGGCUGCUGAACAAAUCGAUCAACUACGAAUUAUAGUAACUGAACAAAAGAAGAAUGUUGGAGAAGCAUCGGCAAACUGUGAAGUGAUGAUGGCCGAUAUAGAAUCUUCAACCCAAACGACCAACAUCAAAAAGGCAGAAGCGUCCGAAAAAUCCAUAGAAGUGGACAUAAAAGGCAAGCAAAUUGCAAUUGAAAAGGCUGAUGCUGAAAUAGCAUUAUCUGAAGCUAUGCCAGCACUCGAGGAAGCUCGGCGUGCUUUAGCUAACCUCGAUAAAUCCCAAAUAACUGAAAUUCGUUCCUUUGCAACCCCACCGCCACAAGUACAAGUCGUUUGUGAAUGUGUUGCUAUUCUCAAGGGACUUAAGGAAAUUAAUUGGAAGACCGCCAAAGGUAUGAUGUCAGAUGUUAAUUUUCUUAGAAGCCUCAUGGAAAUGGAUUGUGAAGCGUUGACUGCAAGGCAAAUUAAUGCGUGUCGGGCGCAUAUGAAAUCAGCACCAGGCCUUGAUGAUAUGGACAAAAUAUCACAGGCUGGUGCAGGGCUUUUGGGUUUCGUUCGUGCUGUAAUUGCCUUUUUUGAAGUUUUUAGAGAAGUAAAACCUAAGAAAGAACGUGUUGACUUCCUUGUACAAGAGCAAAACCUUCAAAUAAAAAUCCUCAUUAGGUUAAAUAACGAAAUCACUCAAUUGGAGGAUACACUAGCAGCCCUUAAUAGCAAGUAUGAAGAAUCAAUUAGACAAAUGAAAAUGCUAACUGAAAUGAUGCACCAAGCUGAAAGAAGAUUGGUUGCUUCAGACAGACUUAUAAGUGGCCUUACUUCUGAGCGCAGCAGGUGGAGCCAAGUCCUCAAAGACUAUAAAAAUAAACAGUUUCAGUUAGUAGGGCAGUGUCUUAUUUGCUCGUCAUUUUUGGCUUAUACCUCAGCCUUUUCAUGGGAGUUUCGAAAAACGAUGAUUUAUUCAGACUGGCUCAAUGAUUUACGAAAUCGAGAAAUUCCAAUAGCUGAUGACUUCAACUUAGCUAAUUGUCUUUCUACAGAAGUAGAAGUGUCUGAUUGGGUAUCCAAGGGCUUGCCACCAGAUGAACUUUCUAUUCAAAAUGGAAUUCUUACCGUUCGCUCAUCUCGUUUCCCUCUUUGCAUAGAUCCCCAGGAACAAGCCCUUCAUUGGAUUAAAAAGAGCGAAACCCAGAACAAUUUGAAAAUUCUAUCAUUUUCCGAUGCGGAUUUCUUGAAACAAAUUGAAUCAUCUGUAAUGUAUGGAAUUCCAGUAUUGUUUCAAGAUGUUGAUGACUAUAUUGAUCCUGUUAUUGAUCCGAUACUAGAAAAAAAAAUUAGUUUUGGAGGUGGUCGAAAGUUUAUUGUUCUUGGAGACAGGGAGGUUGAUUACGACGAAAACUUUCGCUUAUAUUUAACUACCAAAUUCGCAAAUCCCGUUUUUGAUCCUGCAGUUUAUGCAAAAGCUAUGGUUGUCAACUACAAUGUCACGAGUUCAGGACUUGAAGAUCAGCUCUUAAGCAUAGUUGUUCAAUGCGAACGACCAGAUUUAGAGGAACAACGUGAAAAGCUUAUAUUACAGACAAGUCAAAAUAAGUUACUCCUGCAGCAAUUAGAAGAUUCGCUACUUCGUGAACUUGCUACUUCCACAGGUAAUAUGUUAGAUAAUAUUGAGUUGAUUGAAACAUUGGAGAACACCAAAACAAAAGCAACUGCAAUAGCAAAACAAUUAAAAUUGUCAUCCGAAACAGUUUUCGACAUUGAGAAACUUCGAAACUGUUAUCGUCCGGUUGCUAAUCGUGGAGCAAUUUUAUUUUUUGUAUUAUCUGACAUGUCAACGGUGAAUUCUAUGUACCAGUAUGCUCUCAACUCUUUUUUGGAUGUUUUUGCUUAUUCAUUGAGGAAAUCUUUUCCCGAUUCGAUAAUCCCCAAGCGAAUUGCCAAUAUUAUAAAAACACUUACUGAAAAUGUCUAUUCUUUUGGUUGUAUGGGUAUUUUCGGAAGGCACAAACUUUUAUUUUCAUUUCAUCUGGCUACCCAAUUGGAACAAAAUAAUGGGAACCUGCAGCAAUUGCAGCUAAACUUUUUUAUAAAAGGGUCAGUUUCGCUGAAAAAAAGCGAAACAAAUUGUCCCGCAUCGUGGAUAACUGAACAAAAUUGGAAGAAUAUUGAAACUCUAUCUAAUGAUUUUCCAGAGCAUUUCGAAAAACUAGCGGAACACAUCGAACGCAAUUUACAUGAUUGGAAAGAGUGGUUUGAACUUGAAGAACCAGAACAAAAACCAUGUCCCGGAAACUUCCACGCAGAAUGCAGUUCUUUUGAGAAACUGAUGCUACUUCGUUGCUUUAGGGAAGAUCGAGUUUUUCUGGCAAUCAACAGUUAUAUCACAGACGCAAUGAAUGAAUUUUUCAUAACUCCUCCUAUAGUAAGCCUUGCAUUCAUCUACGAACAAUCAACAACUAAGGUACCAGUUUGUUUUAUCCUGAGCGCGGGAUCGGAUCCAACAAAUGAUCUUUUGAACCUAGCAGCACGUUUAAGUCAAACAAUUAGUCACAUUUCAUUAGGACAAGGACAAGAAAAGUCUGCUCUGAGCUUACUUGAUCUGUGCAUGCGCCAAGGUCAGUGGCUUUUACUACAGAACGGUCACCUACUUAUAAGUUUCAUCUAUCAAGUGGAAAAAUACUUAGACAAAAUUGACAAUCCUCAUCCAGAUUUUCGUCUGUGGAUAACAACAGAUCCAACACCAUCUUUCCCCAUUGGAAUUCUUCAACGAUCGCUCAAAGUUGUUACUGAGCCACCGAAAGGACUUAAAUUAAAUCUCAACACAACUUUCUAUAAGCUAGAAGAUGAUAACUUUAACUCUUGUGCGCAUGUGGCCUUUAAGCCUCUAGUUUAUGUCUUAGCUUUUUUUCAUGCUGUUGUUCAAGAACGUCGAAGCUAUGAUAAACUUGGAUGGAAUAUUAACUACGACUUCAACGAGUGUGAUUUCGAUGUUUGCAUAAAUAUUAUGAAAACAUAUUUAAACAAAGCAUUAAAUGCCAAGAAUCCUCGUAUACCAUGGGAAUCUCUGAAGUAUCUGAUUGGAGAGGUUAUGUAUGGCGGUCGGGUUAUUGAUGAUUUUGAUCGCCGUAUCGUUUUAACCUAUCUAAAUGAAUACAUGGGUGACUUCAUAUUUGACAGUUUUCAGCCAUUUUACUUUUUUAAAGACGAUGACUUCCAGUAUGGAAUACCAGAUGAAAUGGAGCAUGUAGAUGAUGUAGCUGCUUAUGUAGACCAGCUUCCAUUGGUAAACACACCCGAAGUCUUUGGAUUGCAUGCAAACGCAGACAUCUUAAAUUAUACUCAAGCAACUAGAAGCAUUCUUAGUCAUUUAAGUGAUUUACAACCACAAACGGGUGAAGUAUUGAGUGGCACCAGUCGCGAUGACUUUAUUGAUAUUAUAGCAGCUGAAAUUUUAAGUAAACUUCCACAAUAUUUUGAAGUUUGGCGAAUAAAGAAAACGUUUCAAAUGAACAUCACACCGACAAACGUCGUCCUACUACAAGAACUUGAGCGUUUUAAUUUACUCACUCUUCGUAUGCGGAAAACAUUGGAUAUUCUACGAAAGGCUUUGGCUGGUGAGACGGGAAUGGAUAAUAUGCUCGAUGAAAUCGCUAAUUCUUUAUAUAAUGGAAAGCUACCAUCUUACUGGGCUAAUCUGGCUCCAGCUACAUGCAAGCAGCUUGGAGGCUGGAUGGAACAUCUAUUGAAUCGUGCAAAACAGUAUCAUUAUUGGUCAUUAUCAGGAGAACCCUUGGUCAUAUGGUUAGCUGGACUUCAUAUACCCGAAAGUUACCUCACCGCUAUUAUUCAGAUAGCUUGUAGAAAAAAUGGAUGGCCGUUGGAUAAAUCCACCUUGUACACUUAUGUUACAGAUUUUAUUGAUCCGGAUGAUGUUGAAGAAAGGCCUCCAAGAGGUUGUUAUGUGCACGGAUUGUUCAUUGAAGGCGCUCGAUGGGAUUCAAAUGCGAAAGCAUUGGCUCGAUCCCAUCCAAAAGUUCUCGUGGAAGACCUUCCUCUUUUAGCUGUUAUCCCUAUCGAGGUCCAUCGGCUUAAACUGCAGAAUACGUACCGUGCUCCAGUAUACACAACAUCCUUAAGAAGAAAUGCGAUGGGAAUAGGAUUGAUAUUUGAAGCGAAUUUAGAAACUCACGAAGAUCUUAGUCAUUGGGUGCUUCAAGGUGUUUGCUUAACACUUAAUAGAAACUGAUUAAGUUCAAUAAUAUUAUUAUAUAAUUUUUGUUUUAAUUGCUUGUAAUUUUUAACGUUCAUUACUUAUAUAAAUACAUUUGAAAAUAAAAACUAAUAAAAUUGAAUUAUAUAAAUUUAAA
Eupeodes corollae is the source of this 14833-nucleotide messenger RNA. It is a transcript of the gene Dhc98D, whose product is annotated as dynein axonemal heavy chain 10. Lineage: Eukaryota; Metazoa; Arthropoda; Insecta; Diptera; Syrphidae. The record is from RefSeq and is a predicted model, not a curated record. Gene Ontology annotation, molecular function: ATP hydrolysis activity; dynein light intermediate chain binding; ATP binding. Gene Ontology annotation, biological process: microtubule-based movement. Gene Ontology annotation, cellular component: dynein complex.